AUGCAGAACCUCUCAGAGGGUUUACUCAAAGCAGUAAGAAAAGCAGCUGAAAUCACUGAACCAGAAUCAAAGCUUCAUAUGCAUACAAGGAUUCUAAACAAGAUCAAGGCCUUGUAUACACAGUGGCAGGCUGAGGCAGAGGCUAAACAACAAUUGGCAUUCACUGCAGACCAAGCAUUCACUAUGAAGAGCUUCACCGAUGCAAUCGCCACCAUCAAUAAGAAUAGAGAAAACCAGAUCUUAGGCCUGCAGCAGGAGAUCGAAUGUUUAUGCAGACAGGCAACUACACUGAACCUGAAGGUCUCACCAUGA
Blastomyces dermatitidis ER-3 is the source of this 312-nucleotide messenger RNA. RefSeq lists its product as uncharacterized. Lineage: Eukaryota; Fungi; Ascomycota; Eurotiomycetes; Onygenales; Ajellomycetaceae. Bases 1 to 312 code for a protein of 103 amino acids. The transcript has a single exon. The record is from RefSeq and is a predicted model, not a curated record.